CCUCAGCCCGCUCUGAACUCCAAUCCAGUUCCUCUCUGUAUUGCCUCAAUAUGUCUCAAGAUGGCCGCCAAUGUGGGAUCGAUGUUUCAAUAUUGGAAGAAAUUUGAUUUACAACUGCUUCAGAGAGAACUCGAUGCCACAGCCACAGUAUUGGCCAAUCGUCAGGAUGAGAGUGAACAGUCCCGAAAACGGCUUAUUGAGGAAAGUCGCGAAUUUAAGAAAAACACACCAGAGGACUUCAGGAAACUGGUGGCACCAUUACUGAAGAGUUUCCAGGCAGAGAUUGAUGCGUUAAGUAAAAGGAGCAAAGAAGCAGAGGCAGCCUUCUUGAAUGUUUACAAAAGAUUAAUUGAUGUUCCAGAUCCUGUAGCAGCGCUGGAUGUGGGACAACAACUGCAGCUCAAGGUCCAGCGUAUGCACGACAUUGAAACAGAGAAUCAAAAACUCCGUGAAACACUUGAGGAAUACAACAAGGAGUUUGCUGAAGUCAAGAAUCAGGAGGUUACAAUAAAGGCACUUAAAGAAAAAAUCAAAGAGUACGAGCAGACGUUGAGCAGCAGAGCGGAAAUCCUUGCACUUGAGAAAGAACAGAAACUGCAGAAUGACUUCACAGAAAAGGAAAGGAAGCUGCAGGAGAUGCAGACGUCCUUGGCUUCCAAGUUUGAUGAGGCCGAACACAAGGUUCAAGUUUUGCAGACAGCCCUGGAAUCCACUCAGACAGAGCUGUUUGAUUUGAAAACAAAGUACGAUGAGGAAUCAACUGCAAAAGCCGAUGAAAUUGAAAUAAUCAUGACAGAUGUGGAACGAGCCAAUCAGAGGGCAGAGGUGUCUCAGAGAGAGGCCGAGGCCUUACGGGAGCAGCUUUCCUCAGCUAACAAAUCCCUCCAGCUGGCCACUCAGAUACAGAAGGCACCUGAUGUGGAGCAGGCCAUCGAGGUGCUGACACGGUCCAGCCUGGAGGUUGAGCUGGCGGCUAAAGACCGUGAGAUUGUGCAGCUCGUGGAGGAUGUGCAGCGGCUACAGGCAAACCUGACCAAACUCCGCGAGAGCUCAGCAGGUCAAGUCUCACAGCUCGAGCAGCAGCUCAGUGUAAAGAACAGUACGCUGAAGCAACUUGAAGAAAAGCUGAAAGGACAGUCUGACUAUGAAGAGGUGAAGAAAGAGCUGAGUAUCCUAAAGUCCAUGGAAUUUGUACCUUCAGAAGGAUCUGGAUCACAGGACACAUCCAAGACCCUGGAGGUACUUCUGCUGGAGAAGAACCGAUCGCUGCAAUCUGAAAAUGCAACGCUGCGCAUCACCAACAGUGACCUUAGCGGGUCAGCCGGGAGAAAUGGGAAAGACCGACUUGAGAGUCUGCGCCCUUCGACCUCACCAUCCUCCCCUCCCUCUAAGUUGCUGCGUAACGCGAAUGAGCAGGCUUCCAGUGCUAAUGGUACGCACCAAUUCUCACCGACCGUUUUAGGUCAAGACUUUUUCAACACAUCAUUGACCAGCUCCCCGUUCCCCCUGGCUUCUGCGGGGAAAUUUGCACUAAAUUCUCUUCUUCAGCGGCAGCUAAUGCAGUCCUUCUACUCCAAGGCAAUGCAGGAUGCGGGAAGCACAACCAUGCUUUUUCCAACAGGUCCCUACAGCACAAACUCCAUAUCGUCUCCCAGCCCCAUCCAGCAGAACUCAGACCUCAACGGAAUGAUCCCCUCCCCCAGCCAGUCUGAGAGCGCUGGCAGCAUAUCUGAGGGUGAGGAACUGGACACAGCGGAGAUUGCACGGCAGGUCAAGGAACAGCUCAUCAAGCAUAACAUUGGUCAGCGGAUAUUUGGACAUUAUGUACUGGGGCUGUCGCAAGGCUCUGUGAGCGAAAUACUGGCCCGGCCCAAACCGUGGAAUAAGCUGACUGUUCGAGGGAAAGAGCCCUUUCAUAAGAUGAAGCAGUUCCUCUCCGAAGAGCAGAACAUAUUGGCGUUGCGCAGCAUCCAAGGCAGGCAAAGAGAGGUUCCAGGCCAGAACAUACAAAGAAUGUUGCAGGAAGUAAAGAAACGAAGAUAUGGUUCAGAAGGCAACAUCACCACAAGGAUCAGGACCCCUGAGACUGGCUCCGAUGAAGCUAUCAAAUCUAUCCUUGAGCAGGCCAAGAGGGAGCUACAGGUGCAAAAAACAGUUGACUCUGCUCAGCCACCCUGCACGUCUGGCAGUGGCAGCUCGGAUGAAGCCAUCCGGUCGAUCCUCGAGCAGGCCCGGCGCGAGAUGGAAGCUCAGAAGUCCGUUCUGGAGCCCACGCUGAAAGCCACAGCUGUGUCUCAUGCCGACCUGAACCUCCACUCACCCAAAGUGGCGGCAUCUUCCUCCUCGCCUUUCUCUUCUUCCUCAGUCAUAGCCAUGAAAAAACCUUCUUCUUCCAUGCUGGAUUCUGGUAACUCUGCAGCACAGAGCUCACACGGGUUCAAAAAAGGACCGCAUGACUCCUGCCCCUCGGAGCUUUACGGCAUAGGGGAUACCCCUCACAAUGUGCUGAAACAGGUGAAAAACGAGCUGGGACGGGGCAGUAUCUGGAGGGACCAAUGGUGGAACACAGUCUGCCCCGACAGGAGGAGUUCCUUCUUCUCAGAAGACGGCAGGAUGGAGGAGGUGAGCAGUGGGAGGGAACGGUUCGGGAACCCCAGCAGGCACGAGCGAAAUCAGCUGCAGGGGCCUGGCUCGGCUGAUCACUGGAAAGACUGGCAAAACGCAGAGUCACCGUACUCUGACCUGGGUACAGUGGUGGCGAGCAGUAGCGUGACCCCACAGAGCAGCCCGCUGCCCUCCUCGCCCCUCAUCCCCAUCGCCAAGCCACACAAGCCCUCAGUGCCCCCACUCACGCCUGAGCAAUACGAGAUCUACAUGUAUCAGGAGGUGGACACAGCAGAGCUCACCCGCCAGGUCAAGGAGAAACUGGCCAAGAACGGCAUCUGCCAGAGGAUCUUCGGGGAAAAGGUUUUGGGCCUCUCACAGGGGAGCGUCAGUGACAUGCUGUCUAGGCCCAAGCCUUGGAGUAAACUGACUCAGAAAGGCCGAGAACCCUUCAUUCGGAUGCAGCUGUGGCUGAACGGUGAGCUGGGACAGAGCGUUCUCCCGUCCCAGGUUCAGCAACCAGGCCAAGAGAUAACCCCAAAGACCUCAGCCAGUUGCAGCCCGGCCCCUGAGUCCCCAAUCAGCUCCGCGGAGUCAGUGAAGAGUCUAGCAGAGCCGUCGUCACAGGCCCCCCCAGCCUCCGAGGGCAGCCAGGACAACCCGCCAGAGGCCUGCGAGCCACUCCCCGCUGACCCUCAGGCUCUGACAGCACUGCCAUUCGCCGGCCAGUCAGCGCUCAGCAUACAAGAGCUGGUCGCCAUGUCUCCCGAACUCGACACUUACACCAUCACCAAGAAGGUCAAAGAGGUGCUGACAGACAACAACUUGGGCCAACGUCUGUUUGGAGAGACCAUCCUGGGCCUGACACAAGGUUCCGUGUCGGAUCUGCUGGCACGGCCCAAACCCUGGCACAAGCUGAGCCUGAAGGGCAGGGAGCCUUUUGUCCGCAUGCAGCUCUGGCUCAAUGACGCAAGCAAUGUUGAGAAGCUGAUGGACAUGAAACGGAUGGAAAAGAAAGCCUACAUGAAGCGGAGGCACAGCUCAGUCAGCGACGGCCAUGGCAGUGACUCAUCAGUGGCUGGGCUGGACUACAGCCAGAGUGCCAGCCCCCAGCCUCAGGUCCAGCUCAAAAAGCCCCGAGUGGUCCUGGCCCCCGAGGAGAAGGAGGCCCUGAAGAGAGCUUACCAGUUGAAGCCGUACCCUUCCCCCAAAACUAUAGAGGAACUCGCUGCACAGCUCAACCUAAAGACCAGCACAGUCAUCAACUGGUUUCACAACUACAGGUCCCGUAUCCGAAGAGAGCUGUUCAUUGAGGAGGUGCAGGCAGGGUGUCAUGGCCAGGCAGGGUCCAGCGGUUCCCCCUCUGUCAGGGGCAGCAGGACGGGGCACAGCUCUGAGGGCGAGAGCUGUGACGGGGGAGACCUGGAAGCUGUGGCAGAAGAGAAGGAAAGCCUGGUGGGUGUGGAGGAUUACAGCGGGGGGCGGGGCAGCCCUCAGGGCGGGCAGGCCGACAGUCUGUGCGAGGAUGACGGCGAGGCUGCCAUGGCCGACAUGCAGGAUGCCAAGCCGGGCGACCAGAAGGAGACGUCUCACUCAGGGCGGGACGCCACCGUCUCCCCGAGUGCCGACAGCGAGGAUGAGGGCAGCCUGAAGUGCCCUGCCCGGAGCCGGAAGUCUGUCCGGGAAGCGCAGGAAUCUGAGACGUCCCCGGAGGAAUUCCCGAAGAGCCAGCCCGCAGGCCAGACAGCGGGGGGAGAGGAGCCCUCUACCUCGCCUGCUUCCACAUCGGCCUCUAUAGCCGAGACCACCUCUGUGUCCCGGCAGCCCUCCAGCGCAGCCACCCCCUCCCCCUCCCCGUCCACCGCGACCUUUCAGAAAGGCCUGUUCAGCUUCUCUGACACGGCCUCACCAGCCCAAAAAACAAGCCUGCGAGAAAACAGCUUAAGACGUAAGAAAGCAGCAAACUUGAACAGCAUUAUCCACCGUUUAGAGAAAGCUGCCAGUCGGGAAGAGCCCAUUGAAUGGGAAUUUUGAGAUUAAAUUAUUAAUUAUGCACAACUUCUGAGAGUUUAGGUAUAAAGAGACCUGGACAUUGUGUACUCAUUUUAUUCUGUCGCGCACUUAAUGCCCUGCAGGCCACAGGGCACAAAUGCCACAUAGGCCAAGGUGCAUAUAGAAAAAGGAGAGCAUUAAGUUCCGUUCAGCAUUGCAUUUUCAAACUAAAAGAAAGAGUUGAAAUGUGCAGUUAAGCUUUUUUGUACCCUGAAGUGUUUUUGUGUCAUGACUGAUUUUCAGACUGUCUGGGAUUAACUGUUACAGCUUUGCCUUUCUGCCCCCCACUCCCUCCGCCAGGUGGGGUCCACCGAGCAGAGACCCUCCCGGUUUCGAGAGGGGGGCGUUGUUUUGCCAUGAAAUGGCAGCAGAGCGAUAUUUACACUAUUAACUUCUUAACCAGAGAGAACGAAAAAAAAAUUGGAAGAGUUUUCAAAUGACUAGAAUUUUGUAGCUGUCCGGUUGCCACUGAGAGAUUGCACAGUCAUCUGACUCUAAACACACUAGCUUGGUUUCGUAGAUAUUUUGAGAAUUCCUGCUGUUUUAAACUUUGAAAGAGAAAAAAAAAACACAUUUAGUCCACUUAUUUUUAAAGAAAAAAAGGUCACGUUUAGAAAAAAAAACUAUUUGUUGAAAAGGAUGUGGUAGGUGAGUUAGUGUUUUCUUGUACGUGAACUAGAGUUAAUGAUACGUAGUCACAUUGUUUCAUAGCUUUAACCGAUCCCUGGUUCCUUUGCAAGGCCAGGAUUUGUUUAAUACACUCCAUUUUAGGCCAAAUCAGGACAAAAUCUGAAUCUAGGUAUUUUAUAACCUGCUUUUUAACCUCCAAAACCACGACUCACACUGAUCAGACCUCAUAUUGUCUUUACGAGUGUGUGUGUGUGUGUGUGUGUGCACCUGCAAAUACGAAUGUGUACAGAAAUAUGCGCGUGUGUGUGUGUAUGAGUAAGUGUGUACAGGAAUGUGCGCUUGUAUCAAUGUGUACAGGAAUCCGCAAGAGUGUGAUUGGGGUGUGUGUGCGCGCAUGGGUGCAAGUGUGUACAGGAAUACGCAAGUGUGUGUGCCUGUCAUUUGGUCUGAUUAUGUCACAUGUACCAGUGCAUAUUUAGAGUGCACUACUGCCACCUUACAUUGAAUAAGCUGCGUCUUCAAGUGAGUUAGUUAGUCACAAGUUACAGACUUUUUUUUUCUUGCCAUAUCUUUAAAAACUAACCGUAGAUGAUUUCAGUAUACGAGAAUAUUUUUUGUGCUUAUUUAUAGGUGCUUGUUUUUGUUUUCUAUCCAUUGUUUGGAAGGGGUGAAAGGGAGCGAGUCUCUUGAGGGCUAGACUGCCGGCAGUAUUGGGAUAUUUUACAAAUUUCACUGGAUAAAUAUUGGCGCCUCAACAUUUUCCAUGCUCCAAGUUAUUGAAUAGAAAUUAUUUCACAUUGUAAAUUACAUCAUAAUUUUGUGCUGGCCUUUGUGUAAAGGCCAACUUUCAUUGAAGUAACUGUGUAGCACAAUCAUAACCUUUGUCAUUUUAAUUAUAAUAUAUGGAUUCUGUUUUCUAUAAUAAUUAUGGUUGAGGGGGUAUAUAGCUGAUAUUGCACCACAGUGUGUUGUGUGUAGGUUUUGUAGCAGACUAUGACUGUUUAUAGGGCAAACUACAUUACUUGCAUGAUAUACAUUAAGUAAUCCUGUAAUUCACACGGGAAACCACAUGGACUGGGCACUCCGCUGUUGAUGCAGGUGGCGCUGGGCUGGGCUUAGGUGAAGGGGCUCUAGGAGGUGCCAGGCAGGGAGACAGACUGCGGCCGUAUCUCCAUUUACAUCCUCUUUACUAGGUUCAAAAUAAUAUAUGGGGAAGCACUUUCCCCAGUCUAAAUG
Molecule: messenger RNA, 6522 nt
Organism: Callorhinchus milii (elephant shark)
Lineage: Eukaryota; Metazoa; Chordata; Chondrichthyes; Chimaeriformes; Callorhinchidae
Product: protein CASP
Exons: 23
Coding region: 61-4638 (1525 amino acids)
Biological process (GO): regulation of DNA-templated transcription; intra-Golgi vesicle-mediated transport
Cellular component (GO): Golgi membrane
Molecular function (GO): DNA binding; DNA-binding transcription factor activity, RNA polymerase II-specific
Source: RefSeq, a predicted model, not a curated record